Molecule: messenger RNA, 1311 nt
Organism: Arachis stenosperma
Lineage: Eukaryota; Viridiplantae; Streptophyta; Magnoliopsida; Fabales; Fabaceae
Product: anthocyanidin 3-O-glucosyltransferase 5-like
Exons: 1
Coding region: 1-1311 (436 amino acids)
Molecular function (GO): UDP-glycosyltransferase activity
Source: RefSeq, a predicted model, not a curated record
AUGGCAACAAAUAUUGUUCAAUCAUUAAUGAAGCAUGACCUCUUUCACAUCAUUCAUGUCAUUCAUCUCCCACCUAUUGAUAUUCCUACUAAUACAAACACAGGAACAAAGCUAGCAAUGCUAAUGAGAGAAUUAAUCCCACAUAUUUGUCAUGAAAUCUCCACCAUGACAUCACCAAAACCAACCAUUCUCAUCACAGACCUAUUUGGAUCACUAGUGAUGCCCAUUGCUGAAAAAUUCAACAUGUCAAAGCUUGUUUUUUUCACUUCUAAUGCAUGGAAUGUUGCACUUACACUUCACACCCCAACAUUAGAUGAAGUGGUGGAAGGUGAGUACACAGAUCAAAAGGAGUGUAUCCAAAUUCCUGGUUGCAACCCCAUAAGCCCUUGUGAUUUGUUCACACCAUUGCUUGAUAGGAAUGAUCAAUUGUAUCAUGAAUAUCUCCAAAUUUGUGAGCAGAUAAGAAAGGUUGAUGGGAUUUUUGUGAACACUUUUCAUGAGCUAGAGGCUAAGACAAUUGUGGCACUAAGAAGUGGGAACAUAUCUAAGGUAACAGUUUAUCCAAUUGGGCCAUUGAUUAGGGAAGCUAAAAAGCAAAGCUGUGAGGAUGAAAAUAGAGAUUAUGUUAUUGAUUGGUUAGACAAGCAAGAAGAAGAGUCAGUGAUAUAUGUAUCACUUGGUAGUGGAUACACAAUGUCACAUGAACAAGUCAAAGACAUGGCUUUGGGGUUGGAGCUAAGUGGGAAGAAAUUUGUUUGGUCUUUAACAUCACCAUCUACAAAAGCUGGGGAUGAUCAUUAUCUCAUGGCAGGCGAGAAUGCCGAAUCGAAUGGCGUUGCUAUAUCUCAAGCAUCAGUCAGUUCUUUCCCAGAUGAAUUCUACAAGAUACAAAGCAAGGGAUUGGUGGUAAUGGAUUGGGCACCACAACUGGAGAUUUUGAAGCAUUCAUCAACCGGAGGGUUUUUGUCACAUUGUGGAUGGAACUCAAUACUAGAGAGUGUGUCAUGUGGGGUUCCAAUUGUGGCGUGGCCUCUAUUUGCGGAUCAAAUGAUGAAUGCUGAAAUUAUAACUAAAGAAAUUGGAAUUGGAGUUAGAUUGAAUGUGACACAAUCUACAAAUGUAGUUGGAAGUGAAGAGAUAGCAAAAACUAUAUGUAAGAUAAUGGAUAAGGAGGACAUUGAAGGUUGUGCAAUGAGGAAAAGAGUUAAGGAGCUUAAGCACAUAGCAGAAAAAGCUUGGUCUCAAGAUGGUCCUUCCUUUUGUGAAAUGACAAAUGCAUUUGUGAGAAUAAGUCAGACACAUGGGGUGUGA